AUGCGUCCGUUGAAUUUAAUUAAAACAAUAUUGAUUGAAGGUAAUAUAGGUGUUGGUAAAUCAACAAUUAUGUCACAUAUUGCAUCGAAUUAUUCAUCAAAUCUUGUUCAAGUUCAUCGUGAACCAAUUGAGAAUUGGAUGGAUAUAAAAGGUUUUGAUCUUCUCAAAGCUUUAUAUACAGAAAGUAAUCGAUGGACAUUUACAUUUGAAAUGACAGCACUUUUGUCACGUAUUAAAACUCAUACAAAUGCAAUUCAUAAUCAUCAUAUUCAAAUAUAUGAACGUUCAAUUCUUAGUUGUUUUCAUGUAUUUAUUGAUUAUGAUCGGAAACAAAAAUAUUUAAAUGAUGCUGAAUAUAGAAUUCUUCAAGAUCAUUUUCAAUAUGGUCUAGAAAAAACAAUGGAUUUAUCGUCAACAGUUAUAUUCUAUUUUGAUUUAUCACCGAAGAAAUGUUUAGAACGAAUCAUUAAACGAUCAAGACAAUCAGAAUUAUCUAUUGAUUUAAAGCGUCUUGAACAGUUAAAACAUCAUUAUGAUAAAUUUAUACAAAAUUUUCAUUUGUGUCCAGUGAAAAUUAUUGAUGUAUCACAAUCAAUCGAACAAACAUACCAACAGGUUGAUUCCGUAUUAAAUGAAAUGAUUGUAAAAAAUCAAGAAAAUAGAAUUUGA
Adineta steineri is the source of this 669-nucleotide messenger RNA. The record is from the annotation of a GenBank genome assembly. NCBI's taxonomy places the organism in Eukaryota, Metazoa, Rotifera, Eurotatoria, Adinetida, Adinetidae.